Messenger RNA from Drosophila sulfurigaster albostrigata, 984 nucleotides. RefSeq names its product zinc finger protein interacting with ribonucleoprotein K-like. Gene Ontology annotation, biological process: regulation of transcription by RNA polymerase II. Lineage: Eukaryota; Metazoa; Arthropoda; Insecta; Diptera; Drosophilidae. Gene Ontology annotation, molecular function: zinc ion binding; RNA polymerase II transcription regulatory region sequence-specific DNA binding; DNA-binding transcription factor activity, RNA polymerase II-specific. The coding region runs from base 1 to 984 and encodes 327 amino acids. Gene Ontology annotation, cellular component: nucleus. The transcript has a single exon. The record is from RefSeq and is a predicted model, not a curated record.
AUGAGUAGCGUUGUGACGCUGAUGGAGCUGUUUGUGGAACCAAUAUUAAUGUUAUCGAAGGAGCCCAGUCUAGCGGAAAUGCUAACCGAGUGCGUGGGCUGUGAAGUAAAGCCGGAUGAUCCGCUGCCAAAAAUGAUUUGCUUGACCUGUGUGAUCGAAACAAAAAAUGCCUAUCGAUUCAAGCGGAAAUGCGAGCAGAGUCACAAGAGUUUCUGGGAGAUGCAUAACAAGCAGAAGCAGCUCAUUGCCGCACAGUCCCAAGUUGUCGAGCAUCCAAUUGAUACGAGUCCUAUUAAAGUAGAAGUGCCUGAAACUAGCGAGGUGAAAAGACCGAAUGGGAAAUCAUUUACCAUAUCGUCGAUAAGGAGCAUCAAUACGUCAGCGGACCACAUAGAUGAGUCCCAUGACAAAGGACUUUCUGUGAGGAGUCUGUUGAGCGACACACACAAGACAAUAACGCUGAAAGAGGUAGUCCAGACCUUCAAAUGUCUCCAUUGUCCUCGAGCUUUCAACGAACGCUCCUCGCUUCAGACACACCUUCGAGCUCAUGGCGUGACGCCAUACAAGUGCCGACACUGCCCCAAAUCCUUUGCCCACCAUGAAGAGCUCGACGAGCACCUGCAUCACAGUCAUCAUGUGGAGCUGAGAUUCGAGUGCGCCAAAUGUCCGAAACUAUUUAGUACCGAAGAGAAUUUAAAACUGCAUUCACGUUCUCAUGUUCCAGCCCGUCGUAGUUAUGAAUGUCCGCAUUGCUUAAAACCCUUUGGCCAGUUGCCGAGUCUGCAAAAACACAUGCGCAUCCAUUCGCCAUACAAAUGUCCAUACUGUCCGAUGUCCUUUGCUCACAAGCACAUGCUCGCUUAUCAUGUCCUCGUCCACACAGGCGAGCGUCCGCAUAAGUGUCCGCAUUGCGACAAGGCGUUCAAGAAGAAACAGCAUGUGGAGUACCACUUGCUCACUCACCGAGGGGAAGGCGUAUUGUAA